UAGUCUCCACUGUCCGCUUUGAAACCAACACAGCACAGAGCGAAUUGAGACAGGACAAAGGCAAAGGAAUAAAUAAAACUCAGUACUAGAGAGGAGUCAGCAGCCAGGGAUCACUGCCUCUGCUUUGUCUGCAACAUUUCAAUACAGAUUUAAAGUUGAAAACUUCAAAGGAUUUUUCAGUGGUUUUAUACUUUUUUCAGUCACAGAAGAGAAAGAGAGAGAGAGAGAGAGAGAGAGAGAGAGAGAGAGAUGGAGGGUGGGAAGAGAAUCGAAGCAGGUCCAUCCACAACAGGAGAAGUUGGUGAGAAAGAAGAGAGGCCGAAGAAAAUGGCAGAGAAAGCAAUGGCUGAAGCUGUUAUUGAUUAUGAAGAAGAGGAGGAGGAGGAGGAUAAUGGGGUUCCUGUUCCUGGUUUUGUACCCGGGCCUUUGCUCUCUCUCAAGGAACAGAUUGAAAAAGAUCAGGACGAUGAUAGCUUAAGGAGGUGGAAAGAGAAGCUACUUGGUUGUGUUGAGGGUGACUUAAAUGGCCAAAUGGAACCUGAAGUGAAGUUUCAGUCUAUAGGAAUUAUAUCCAGUGACUUCGGGGAAAUAAAUACUCCUCUACCUGUUGAUGACAAUCGGAGCGGCCAACUCCUUUUUACUCUCAAAGAAGGAUCUCAAUAUCAAUUUAAGCUAACAUUUAAUGUUCUUCACAAUAUAGUUUCUGGUCUAACCUACUCAAAUACUGUGUGGAAAGGGGGACUCCAAGUUGACCAAAGCAAAGGAAUGCUGGGUACUUUUGCUCCUCACCAGGAAUCUUAUGUGCAUACUUUGGAGGAGGAGACUACUCCAUCUGGUCUGCUGGCGAGGGGAAUUUACACAGCACAGCUUAAGUUCGAAGAUGAUGACAGAAGAUGUCAUAUGGAUCUGAAAUAUUCCUUUGAGAUCAAGGCAUAAGUGUAAAGAAUCUGAUACCGCGAUAUCAGGGUUUAUCUCUCUAGUAUUCCUAGGUUGGAAUAAAAACGGUUGAAAAGAAGAAGAAUGAUAAAAAGAGUAGAUGCCUUGCAUAAGAAACUCAUCACUUUGUCAUGAAAGGAUGUUACGGGACCCAGUUAUUAUUGAUGGUCACAAGACGAUGGAUUGGAAAGGAACACAUUGAAGCGAGCUCUUAACAUUUCAAUCAAACUUGUUAAUUAGAAAGUCUUGAAUAUCAAUGUGUUUUAAUUAAUUUGCUUCAUUUCUUACUCAUGAACUUACUUGUUAAUUAGAAAGUCUUGAAUAUCAAUGUGUUUAUAAUUAAUUUGCUUCAUUUCUUACUCA
Messenger RNA from Manihot esculenta (cassava), 1299 nucleotides. RefSeq names its product rho GDP-dissociation inhibitor 1. Lineage: Eukaryota; Viridiplantae; Streptophyta; Magnoliopsida; Malpighiales; Euphorbiaceae. The coding region runs from base 250 to 936 and encodes 228 amino acids. The record is from RefSeq and is a predicted model, not a curated record. The transcript has 5 exons. Gene Ontology annotation, biological process: Rho protein signal transduction. Gene Ontology annotation, molecular function: protein binding; Rho GDP-dissociation inhibitor activity. Gene Ontology annotation, cellular component: cytosol; cytoplasm; membrane.